Xyrichtys novacula (pearly razorfish) is the source of this 5590-nucleotide messenger RNA. Lineage: Eukaryota; Metazoa; Chordata; Actinopteri; Labriformes; Labridae. The record is from the annotation of a GenBank genome assembly.
GAAAUAUGAAAAAUGGCUCAUCUUACCCCACUUUCGCCUAUUUGUCCUCUCUAAUUUAUUGAUAAAACACCUUGAUUGACAUGCUCCUGUUUCCUGAACAGUCCUGAAGUCAUGUCAUUAGAUAAGCGCAGUGACGUCCAGAAGGUGGGAGCUGUUUCUGAACGUGGCCAACGGGCUCCUGCUGCUGCUGCUGCUGCUGCUCUCAAGCUAGCCUGUCAAACACAACCAACACAGCCAACAUGGCGGACUGGGGUGAGAAACUAACUUGGGAAGGAUAGCUGUCUGUGCACAAUCCGCUCCCACCAUCUUUUGAUAUUUUAACUAAACUAACCCCUCAAUUGAUGUCAAACUCGGUUCGUUUGAUGUGAAUUGGCUUAACAAGAUUCAUGUUGUCCCUUUUUUACAGACGCUGAGAACUUCGAGCCGGAGGAGCCGAUUAAAAAGGCGGCAGUGAUCGACAAAUGGGAAGGCGAAGACGAGGAAGAAGACGUUAAGGUGAUUUAACCGCACGAGUUUGGAGGAUCGAGGUCAACCGUCGUGUGUCAGGUUAACGUUCUGUCAGCUGAUAACUCGAGGUAACGUCGAGUCGAAGCAUCGUCGCUGCCCGCUUUGAUGCCAUGCUUCACCGCUGUCUCCGCCCGCCUGUCAAGCCUCUUAGCCCGUGUUAGCUCCGUGCUAGCGGCGGCUAACUCAUGUGGGCUCUCACUCAAGAGUUAGCUAACGUUUGGCUACGGCGCGGCAUUCAAGUGUCCUGAAUCGCCGUUAAGAUCGUGAAUUGUCUCUAUCAAACGAGAUGUACAAUGCUAAUGUUCGCUUGUUAUAUGUCACUGAUAUUCAGCGUGUAUUUCGUCAAAAGCCGGUUAAAGUUGGAUAACAGGAUAACGUAGCCGGAAGCUAACCGGGCCACUCAGCUAGCAAACUCGCGUAUCAGUUUGCGCCUGAAAAUGAGCUUUAGUGUCAACGAAGGUGUCUGAAGCUUGAGUUGUUGUUAGUACCCGGCGGAAGUGUGCUUAAUGAAGACUGUUAUGCCAUCCUCUCCCCAAAGUUGGGUCCAUUACAUGAUUAAAAGAGAUUAACAUUUGCGUCCUGCCCUGAAUUCCUACAGCUUGAGUUACGUUCAGCAUGAGGCGGCGUUAGCUUCCUCACCAACUUUAGCCACAAUCAGAUGAAAUCAUCAUCUGGGUCGAUGACUCAACUCGAGCUAAGAGCUAAGGCCUAGAAGUUUCCUAAUGUACAACAGGCGUGUGUUAGGGAACAAUUACUCGGUUGACACUUCGGUACGAGUGGUCAUUGCCCGAGUGUUGGCAUCUUUCCUAUCCAGAAACCUCAGAAUAAUCGACCCAGCGAAACUGCUGGAGAAGGCCUCUGCGAUUGUGUCGUCCAGUCACAUAUGGUGCCCAAAAUGAAAGAAACUGAUGGUAAAUAUCCUCUAUAGUGCACACUUUGUGAUUUGUAAGCACCCUGACCAACCGUAAUAAUAUGAACACCUGGGCAUUUUAAAGCAACUAAACAAAAACUGUACAAUUUGGUAAACUUUCAGGAAACUUCUACAGCUCUAUGUGUUUGGUGACAUGACCAAAGAGAAAUAUAUUGUGUGUAUGAUUGGAGAUGUUGUUGGUAGUGGUGGUUGUGUACUGGACUGUGUUAUAUUGUCAGGUUUUGCUCACUUGAUAUUAGAAUCUCCUUUUCAAGCACACCGCUGGCACCCACUACUACUUCCAACAAUUCAUACAAAUACUUAUCACCUGUCUUGCCAUUCACAGCAUACCUUAAAAUGUAGUAUCCUUAUGUGUAAAUCAUAGCAAGUACAAUGUAAAGUUUAAGAUCUAAAUUUUGGGAGACUCUUAGUUAAUAAAUGGUGGUAAAGGCAUAGUAUUUCAGUUUGACUCUUAUUACGUGAAUAUUAUCCGCCUGUAGUAGUGUUGCAUCAGACUCUCUGGCGACCAUCCAGUAAUGUGAUUGAACUUGGUUUUUGUUGUAGUUCCCUAACAGUAGAUGUGAAUAAGUUAUUGGGGAUGAGGGACUGGUUGAGAUAAAUCUUGGGAUACUUUCACUCUAAACAAAUUUAUUUUCUAUUCAGUGAAUUAAGUGCCCUUUCGAACAAAUACAUUACCUGAUAUUUAAGGAAAGCAAACAAAAACAUGAUCAACUUUAUUUUGUUUGCUUGGAUGUUGUAGAAGACUAAAUGAUACAUUCCUAGUAGAUGCACACUUGACAGACAAUGAUUUUGAAGUGUCGUUCAUCUCCAUUAUCAAGGUCUUGCUCAACACACUCAGCUCUACUUUUUACUCUAGAUUCCUGUGGUUUUUGUGUGUCUGAAUUGAUUUGAGCUCAGAUCUGUUCAAUUGUGUCUUCUGUUAGUCAGGUCAGAUUUGUGUUUGAAGUGUAAGAUUUAUUUGCAUAGGAAGUGGCCUUGUCUUUGUGCCUGUGGUCACUGCUGUUUAUCUUUUAUGUCUUAGCCAUACCGUCUUAGUUAUUGUUGAAGGCAUCAUAUUUAUAAUCUCUUUUUUUGUGUGUACAUUUUUGCCAGUAACUAUCUUAAUUUACUACAUUUUUCAACAUGGAUGUGGUGUGUUUGCUCACAUAGUUCGCUUGCAUAACAUGCAUAAUGAAACAUCACCCUUUCUCUCCACAGGAUAACUGGGAUGAUGAGGAGGAGGAGGAUGAGUCCAAAAAAGGAGAGGGGACAAAAACAGGUAUGUUUUCUGUGUUCCUGUUUUACAAGAACAUAACUGAUUGUAUUUUAUGUUCCUGAACAAAUCCAUGUGUUAUCUUCUUUUUCGUGUGUAAUUAUUCCAUUAUGUAACCUUUCAGAGACAAAGGUUUCUGAGAAGAAAAAGUUGAGUGAGAAGAUCAAAGAGAAGGAAAACCGGCUAAAGAAAAAACAGCAAGAGCUCAAAGAGAAAGAACUCCAGGAGAAAGUGAGUGUAUUUUAUUUGGAACUGUUUUCAUACACAUUUCUUUUUUUCCCUAUUUCAUCCACGAUGAUGUGUGAUUUUGACCCCUUUUUACCUUUGACUACAGCAAGAAGAUCUAACACCUGAAGAAGAACUUGCAAUGAAGUUAAGAGCGAAGAAAUUACAGGAAGACUCUGACUUGGAGCUAGCUAAAGAUGCUUUUGGUAAGACAGUAUCAGCCAAAAAAAGCCAUCAAAUUUAGAAAACUGUUUUGUUUUUAGGCUUUUACAUACUGCAGCAUAUGAUUAAUUUGAACAUAUUUACUCAUUCUUUAUGGUUUUAUCAUUUGAAAAAAUAAUAAAAUGCAUUUUUUCAAGUACACAGGACAAGUUUUAUUUGAAUCCUUUUAGUUUUUAACCCAAGCAGAUUAGCUAUAAAAUAUUUCUGAUUAGUGUUAUUUUAACAAUUUGUUGUAACUAUACAACUGUCUCAAACUUUGGAAAAUGUAGAGAAGUGUUACCUUCAACUUGAAAUCUGUUUAUUUUAUCGCCUUGCAUUGAGUGUUAUGUCCACGGCAAAUGCUAUGCAGUUGUAAAAUGAUCUCAUCAAGGCUCCAUUGUGAACAAACAGCACAGUGGUAACACUCUAAAAAUAAUGGUGAACUAAUCUCUAUGUAUAUAUUUGCUGAUUACUGUCAUCCCACUGUCAUCUCUGAAUUCAACCUGACCAAACAUGCCUCAGCUAGAUUAUUUGUGUAGACACAGGCAACACACGAGGUCCAUCUGUGACUUGGAUGUAGGAUUCUGUACUGUUUGAUGUCAUGUUGACAUUUUGUCUUUUUUUCAGGUGUUAGCAGCACUUCAAACAGUGUCACUGGCAUUGACGCCAUGUGUCCCUCCUCCAAAGAAGACUUCACAGAGUUUGAAAAAUUGCUGAAAGAAAAGAUAUCCCAGUUUGAAAAAUCUGUGCAUUACUCAAGUUUCUUGGAUUCAUUGUUUCGGGAACUCUGUAUUUCAUGUAAGACCAGCAUCUUUCACUUACUUGAUUGUUUUUUGAAACCAAAGCAGGCAUGUUUAUUAACAAUAUCCCUUCUUCUCUUUACAGUGGAAGUAGAUGACUUGAAGAAAAUCAGUAAUUCCUUGUCUGUCCUACUUAGUGAAAAACAGAAACAAGAAAAAGUGAGUAACUGCACGUGUGAACUCAGAUUCUGAAAGUGAAUACUCAGGAGGGGGUGCUGUUUACCGAGCCUUGUCACCUGAUCUGUGCUCAGAGUAGAACUGGCCAGUACUCACUCUGUUAGACAUUAACCACAUCAAACCACAGCAGUGUGUGAGAGUAUUCUAAAUUAGUAUUCAUAAGUGUUAUUUUAGUGGCUGAAUUGAUUUUUGCUAAAUUGAAGCAGUGAUUGAUCACAUCUUGUCCUGGAUAUGAAGUCAAGAAUAUUACACACACCUUCUAAAGUGACUUGUGAUUUUUCAUUACAGCAAAACAAAGGAAAGAAAAAGAAGAAAGGAGUCGUACCUGGAGGUGGUUUGAAAGCACAGAUGAGAGAUGACCUUGACUAUGCGGAGUUUGACGGUGGCUAUGCCCAAGACUAUGAGGACUUCAUGUGACACUGGCUCCAUCACAACUGCCCUUUCCCCUUCUCAACCCUCAGAAAUGCAGCUGUACCUUCUCAUGCUGUCCAGUGCCAUCCUGGAAAAUCUGAACUAUGUGUUGCCCCCUUCAUUUUGCUUCAAUGACCAGAGAGACUUUACAGGGAGCAUCCAGUAACAACAACUCUUUAUGUUCAUACAUAUGGAAUUGCCUUUUCUCUGUCUCAUUCAGCCUCAACUCAAACACUCAUAAUCAUUUAGUAUCUGUUGGAAGACCGAGCUUCAGUGAAGAGUACAUCAUAACUGCUGCUGUCUGAGUUUUGCAGGUCUCAUUUGUAUUAAAUGCUGCUCCUGUUAAAAUGGCAGAUAUUGUACUGCAGUUAUAAGAGUAGUGACAUAGAAACAAAAGGUUCUAUGCAAAUUCUUUGACCAGAAUGUCAUGUAUGUAUUAUAGGUCUAACUUACCUGUGGAUGGUUUUCUAACAGGGGAGUAAAAAGUAUAACUUUGGUUGCCAAAUUCAGAACAAUUAUUCAAGACAUUUUUCAUCUUUAUUUCUGAUAAAGUUGCAUUGUGGGCAAAUUGAGACUGAAGCAACAUGUAAGUAGUAGUAAUUUUACAGAGAGCACAUUACAUUCAUUGUAAGGUAAAAGGGAUAGACGAGUAAAAUAAAUGUGACUUCAAAAACCUAACAGCCAUUCUCUUUACACACCUCUGGAAUAUCCUUGAAAACAUGGAGCAAAGAGUGCUUAUAGGUAUUUUUUGUGCAUGACUAAAAUGUAAUUUACUUAAUUGAUUUCUACUAAUGCAGAAAAUUAUGGAUCAGGCAAGUGGACUUACUUGCUACAACUGGUCUGCUAAUCAUUGCUUCUGCAGGCUUGUAUCAAGUGUGAUGAGGAGCGGGGGCUUAUUUGCUUCACCCCACCAUGUCUUCAUAUGGGCUACAGUCAGAUGAAAAGGGUUUGUUCCUCCUUUUCUUUUCUAGCACUUGACCAGUUUCAUUGAUAAAUGGACAAUUGGAUUCAUACAAAGUGGAAGAUACAGCAUCUGCUAUGUUUUAUAAGCAUCUAAUUUAAUAAAUCACUGGUCAAAAGGACAAA